GGGGUCCGUGACACUUAGCUGGUGACAUCUUCCAUGCUUCUCACUAGCGUGCUUCCUCGCUGUCUAUCUCUCUGGCCAAACCCUAGCCCUUCCUCCUCUCAAUCCUCAAUUCUCCUGAAUGCAUUCCCGUCUGCUCUCUAGUUCCACCUCCGCCGCCGCCGCCGCCGCCGCCUCCGCCUCUGCCUCCGCCGCUGCCACGACCGGCACCGCCGCCACCGCUUCCACCUCCGCCGGGAUGGCCGCUGUUGCUACCGAUUCGUCUCGCUUCUUGGAAAUCUUGAACUACCUAUGGAUUCCGCUGUUGAUUUCGCUGUCCAAGGAGCUCAAUUCGGCGAAGGCUCAGACGACGAUUCUUUUGCCGAGCGUGACCGAGCGUCCGCAAUCGCGGAGCUGCCCAGCACUGGACCCCAAUCUGAAUUAUCGGCCGGUUAUUGGAAUAGUGAGCCACCCCGGCGACGGCGCCUCCGGGAGGUUGAACAAUGCGUCGAACGCUUCGUAUAUCGCUGCAUCGUAUGUGAAGUUUGUGGAGUCGGCUGGUGCUCGUGUCAUUCCACUUAUUUAUAACGAGCCUAUGGAGAUUAUCAAUAACAAGCUCAGUCUGGUCAAUGGGGUGCUCUUUACUGGAGGACGGGCUAAAAUAGGUCUGUACUAUGAGGUUGUUGAGGCAAUUUUUAAGAAAAUUUUGGAGAAGAAUGAUGCUGGUGAGCAUUUCCCUUUACUUGCCACCUGCUUGGGUUUUGAACUCUUAACAAUGAUCAUUAGCAAGGACAAAAAUAUUCUUGAAGGAUUUAAUGCGACACAUCAGGCAUCUACUCUUCAAUUUAUGGAAAACACAAAUAUUGAAGGAACUGUAUUUCAAAGAUUUCCUCCUGAUUUGCUUAAAAAGUUGAGUACUGAUUGUCUUGUCAUGCAAAACCAUCGUUUCGGCAUAUCGCCAGAAAGGCUUCAAGAGAACCUGGAUCUUUGUAGUUUCUUUAAGAUCUUGACAACCAGCACAGAUAAAGAUAACAAGGUUUAUGUCUCAACAGUGCAAGCACACCAAUAUCCUGUGACUGCCGUCCAGUGGCAUCCUGAGAAAAAUGCUUUCGAAUGGGGUUUAUCAAUGAUUCCACACUCAGAAGAUGCAGUUCAAGUGACUCAACAAGUUGCAAACUUUUUUAUCAGUGAGGCUAGGAAGUCCUUAAACAGGCCACCUGCUCAGGAUGUGCUUGAAAAUCUCAUUUACAAUUACAGUCCCACUUACUGCGGAAAGGCUGGGAGGGGAUAUGAUGAAGUUUAUAUCUUUUCAUAAACCUAUACCUUGAAUCUUCGUUAGGGUUUCCUAUUUGUAAAACACGCGUUGCCCUAGCAACUCCAAUCUGUUAAUGUAAAACUUUGGAAAUGCAACAACUGUUAUUGUUAACUUGAUACAAAUGCUCAUAUAUUGGGUCCUGUUCCACAGGAUUCUAAACUGGCUGUGCUUGUUCCAUAUUUCAAUGUAAUUGAUAUAUUUGCAUAUCACUGCUAUCUGUACAAGAACAAUAAUAAUAAAAAGUCUUACGUCCUAUUAGGUGGGGCUGACUACAUGAAUCUUUUCCCGCCAA
Messenger RNA from Malania oleifera, 1583 nucleotides. Its product is annotated as gamma-glutamyl hydrolase 2-like. Gene Ontology annotation, cellular component: vacuole. Gene Ontology annotation, molecular function: gamma-glutamyl-peptidase activity. Bases 119 to 1291 code for a protein of 390 amino acids. Gene Ontology annotation, biological process: tetrahydrofolylpolyglutamate metabolic process. The record is from RefSeq and is a predicted model, not a curated record. Lineage: Eukaryota; Viridiplantae; Streptophyta; Magnoliopsida; Santalales; Ximeniaceae. The transcript is spliced from 10 exons.